Messenger RNA from Striga asiatica, 1080 nucleotides. NCBI's taxonomy places the organism in Eukaryota, Viridiplantae, Streptophyta, Magnoliopsida, Lamiales, Orobanchaceae. The record is from the annotation of a GenBank genome assembly.
AUGUUAUCAUACGGUUGCAGAAUUCUCCCCAGAACCCUCGUCCACAGAUCAAAGUCCUCACUCGUUUGGACCCGUUUCUCUUCCUCCGGAUCACUCCGUCAGGUUCGUGCAAUGGCGACUGGUUCUGAUUCCUCUUCGCCGUUCAAGAAAGUUCAGAUUGAGAGAGAUGACUCGACAUUCGAUGCCUAUGUGAUCGGGAAAGACGAUGCUCCCGGGAUUGUUGUUCUUCAAGAAUGGUGGGGUGUUGAUUUUGAGGUCAAAAAUCAUGCCCAGAAGAUUGCGCAGUUCGACAGGGAAUACAAAGCAUUGAUACCCGACUUGUACAGAGGGAAGGUUGGUCUAGAUGUUGCCGAAGCUCAGCAUUUGAUGGAUGGUCUUGACUGGAAAGGUGCCGUGAAGGAUAUUGAAGCCUCUGUCAACUGGCUCAAGGCAAAUGGUUCUAAGAAGGUUGGUGUUACUGGGUUCUGCAUGGGUGGUGCUCUUGCUAUUGCAAGUUCUGUAUUGGUCCCAGGUAUUGAUGCUGUGGUAUCUUUCUAUGGAGUUCCUUCAAAAGAGCUUUCUGAUGUCAGCCAAUCUAAAGCGCCAGUGCAGGCUCACUUUGGUGAACUGGAUACCUUUGCUGGGUUCUCAGAUGUUGAGACUGCGAAAGCUCUAGAACGUAACUUUCCGCCAACUGAUUUCAAUGAGGUGUACAUCUAUAAAGGAGUUGGACACGCCUUUAUGAACUGCUCGAGUGAAGGCAUUGAGAGAAGGAAAAAGAUGGGAAUAAACGAUGAAAAUCUUGAAGCGGCCAAUUUGGCUUGGCUUCGUUUUCGUGCGUUUAUGAAUCAUUACUUAUCGGGCUGAAUAGAUACUUUCGUGUUUGAUUACCUAAUGUAGAAUGAUGGACACAACCCUUUUUUUGUUCAGUGAAGAUUGUCGGUUUGUGUUUCGUGCUAAUUAGGUUUUAUGGAUUUGUUGUGUCCCUUUUAUGUGCUUUUUUGGAGCUAGAGUUUGUGGGAUUUUCUGAAAUUAUGGCAUGAUGAAUUUCUGUAUUUAUUAUGAAGCCUUUCUAAUUUUAUUUACUAAAUCAUGAUUGAG